AGGAGCGUUGUCCGUAGGUCCUCAGCCGUGUGUCCUCGGCCACCGCCCCCGCUGCUGACCUGUAUCCGCCCCUCGCCUGCCUUUAGAGGGUACAGGCGACAGCAGUUUCUCUAGGUGGUCGAACAGCCGCCAAACGUCUCCGUCGAGCUACUUUUUCUAGUUGGCGGCUCCUCUGGGCUGCGUCCAGGUCGGGGGGGUGGGGAAAAAUGGCGCCGGCGCCCCAAGGCGUCCGGGAGGAGCCGCUGCUGGAGUGUGGGUCCGGACUGCUUUCCCGGCUGCUCUUCCUCGCCCAGGCAGUCCUCCUCCUGCUGCCGGCCGCCCGGGCAGGCCUCUGCCCCGCGCCCUGCUCUUGCCGCAUCCCUCUGUUGGAUUGCAGUCGCAGGAAACUGCCAGCGCCCAGCUGGAGGGCGCUGUCGAGCUCACUGCCCCCCGACGCCGUCAGCCUGGAUUUGAGUCAUAAUCGGUUGUCUAACUGGAACAUAAGCUUGGAAUCUCAAACAUUACAAGAAGUGAAAAUGAAUUAUAAUGAGCUAACUGAAAUCCCAUAUUUUGGAGAACCAACCACUAAUAUUACUCUUCUCUCAUUAGUCCAUAAUAUAAUCCCAGAAAUAAAUGCAGAAGCGUUCCAGUUUUACCCUGCUCUCGAGAGUUUAGAUCUCAGCUCAAAUAUAAUAUCAGAAGUCAAGACAUCGUCAUUUCCUCGAAUGCAGCUUAAAUACCUGAAUUUGAGCAAUAAUAGGAUAACCAUCUUGGAGGCUGGUUGCUUCGAUAAUUUGUCAAGUUCCUUAUUAGUGGUAAAGUUAAACAGGAAUAGAAUUAGCAUGAUUCCACCCAAGAUCUUCAAGCUACCUCACCUCCAAUUCUUGGAACUUAAAAGAAACAGGAUUAAAGUUGUGGAAGGUCUCACAUUCCAAGGUCUAGACUCCUUAAGAUCUUUGAAAAUGCAGCGGAAUGGAAUUAGCAAACUCAAGGAUGGAGCUUUUUUUGGCUUGGAUAACAUGGAAGAAUUAGAACUGGAGCAUAAUAACCUUACAGAAGUGAACAAGGGGUGGUUGUAUGGCUUGCGAAUGUUACAACAGCUCUAUGUGAGCCAGAAUGCUGUUGAAAGAAUCAGCCCUGAUGCAUGGGAGUUCUGCCAAAGACUGUCUGAACUUGAUUUGUCCUAUAACCAGUUGACCCGCCUGGAUGAAUCUGCCUUUGUGGGUCUGAGCUUACUGGAGAGAUUGAACUUAGGGGACAACAGAGUCACUCACAUUGCUGAUGGUGUAUUUAGGUUUCUUUCCAAUCUUCAGACACUAAACUUAAGGAACAAUGAAAUUUCAUGGGCCAUAGAAGAUGCUAGUGAAGCCUUUGCUGGACUCACAAGUCUCACUAAAUUAAUCUUACAAGGAAAUCAGAUUAAGUCAAUUACAAAGAAAGCAUUCAUUGGUCUUGAAUCCCUUGAGCAUCUAGAUUUGAACAACAAUGCUAUAAUGUCUAUCCAAGAAAAUGCUUUUUCCCAGACUCGCUUGAAAGAACUAAUUCUGAACACAAGCAGUUUGCUCUGUGACUGCCAUUUGAAGUGGUUGCUUCAGUGGCUGGUUGAUAAUAACUUUCAACAUUCUGUGAAUGUAAGCUGUGCACACCCUGAAUGGCUAGCAGGGCAAAGCAUCCUGAAUGUGGAUCUGAAAGAUUUUGUCUGUGAUGAUUUUCUCAAGCCGCAGAUAAGAAACCAUCCUGAAACCACAGUUGCUCUAAGAAGCAUGAACGUGACUAUGACAUGCACUGCAGUGAGCAGCAGUGAUUCACCCAUGUCUACUUUGUGGCGCAAAGACAGUGAAAUCUUGUAUGAUGCUGAUGUUGAGAAUUUUGUUCGUUAUCAGCAACAAGCUGGAGAAGCUCUGGAAUACACUAGUGUCUUACAUCUUUUCAAUGUAAAUUUCACAGAUGAAGGAAAAUAUCAGUGUAUUAUUACUAAUCACUUUGGUUCUAACUAUUCUCAUAAAGCCAAACUGACUGUGAAUGAGAUGCCAUCUUUUCUGAAAACUCCAAUGGAUCUAACUAUUCGCACUGGUGCCAUGGCCAGAUUAGAAUGUGCUGCAGAGGGGCACCCUGCACCUCAGAUUUCCUGGCAGAAAGAUGGUGGUACUGACUUUCCUGCGGCUCGAGAGAGACGCAUGCAUGUCAUGCCUGAGGAUGAUGUCUUCUUCAUUGCAAAUGUGAAAAUAGAAGACAUGGGGAUCUAUAGCUGCAUGGCACAGAACAUAGCAGGCGGCCUCUCAGCAAAUGCUUCAUUAAUCGUGUUAGAGACACCCUCAUUUAUUAGACCUCUGGAGGACAAGACAGUAACCCGAGGUGAAACUGCAGUAUUACAGUGCAUAGCUGGAGGGAGUCCUACCCCUCGCCUCAACUGGACCAAAGAUGAUGGACCACUGCUGGUGACAGAACGGCACUUCUUUGCUGCAGCCAACCAGCUUCUCAUCAUUGUAGAUGCUGGGCUAGAAGAUGCUGGGAAAUAUACCUGCAUUAUGUCCAACACCCUUGGGACAGAACGUGGUCACAUUUACCUAAAUGUGAUUUCCACCCCCAAUUGUGACUCUUCCCAAAGUAGCAUUGGGCAUGAAGACGAUGGGUGGACCACAGUUGGCAUUGUCAUCAUUGUUGUGGUCUGCUGUGUUGUGGGUACCUCUUUGAUCUGGGUCAUUGUUAUUUACCACAUGAGAAGGAAAAAUGAAGACUAUAGUAUCACGAACACAGACGAGCUCAAUCUGCCUGCAGACAUUCCCAGCUACUUGUCUUCCCAAGGAACACUGUCUGAGCCACAGGAAGGCUACAGCAACUCUGAGGCAGGUAGUCAUCAGCAACUUAUGCCUCCUGCCAAUGGAUAUUUACACAAAGGCGCUGAUGGUGGCACUGGCACCCGGGUUAUCUGCUCAGAUUGUUAUGACAAUGCUAACAUCUACUCCCGGACCCGAGAAUACUGUCCAUACACCUAUAUUGCUGAAGAGGAUGUUCUAGAUCAGACACUGUCCAGCCUUAUGGUCCAGAUGCCCAAAGAGACUUAUUUGGCACAUCUUCCCCAAGAUGCCACCACCCUGGAGAGCCUGGUAUCAGCAGCAGAUAGAGAGAUGUCUGCCUUUCCCACCAACCAUGAGAGGAUAAAUGAGAAGAAACUUUCCUCUACACAGAAGAGCAGUGAACCCUUGCAGCGGCCUCUGUGGAACAUAAGCAAAGAACCAGGUAUGCCUCAUCCUCCUUUAUCGCAGCAGUCAGUCUUUGAGUCACCACAACUCCAUCAAAACAAGGGCCUGGCAGAGAGUGAUCCAGACUGUUCCACUUCCCCCAUGCCCUGUCACAGGUUACACGACCACACUUUUGAUUUUAGUAGGACUCGGAACAUUCAAGAUGGCAGUGAGGGCACAUGAAACUCACUCCAGAAUGAAAUCUGGGCAGACUCAAAUUAGUUGAUUUUGUAUUUACUACCUCAGAGUUUGGAAGAAACCCCAAAGUCAGCAUUUGCUUUGCUCUUUGUCUACAAUUACAUCUGACCACAUCAAGGGGGCCCAGACAUUUGUUUGGGCUUAUACUUGACGAAGAAAGGGUAAUGGCUGACAGAAAUGGGUACAUCUAAUAGAAAAUGUGCAACACAGGCGGAGGAAGAUAGAGGACAGAGUGCUGUCUUAUGGUUCUACUGGGAUGUGCCCAGGUGCUCAUUGCCUGUUAGGGAGAGUCUCAUUGCUGCUUAACACCCUGGAUUGUCUCAACCUACCGAAUGAUCCUGAGUAAACAAUGCUGUUCUAUUUUGCCUUCCAAGGAACAAAAAUAACUUUGGAGCCCCCCGGGAAGUGUGCCUGGGAUUCUGCAGUGGUUUUAAUCCUAUAGUUGAGAGUGGGGCUUUGAUAUUCAAGGUCUUCGACAAGAAUCCCAGACUUGACCAACUAUUACUAGGUCGAGCGUUUUGUAUUCUUGUGAAUAUCUCUCUUUCUCUCUCUCUCUUUUUUUUUUUUUUUUUUUUUUUGGUCCCUGUUGCCCAGGGAUCUCACUGUAUAUAUAUGUGCAUUUAUAAAUAAUUUUCGUAUUCAUUGGUCAUAUGUGUUGCAAUGUAAAUAUUUUUGAUAUGCCAAAAUUAUAUAUAAUAUUCAGUUAUAAUAUUGACAGCUGCUUCUCAGACCACAGAUUUUGUACAACUUGGUUUAGUGAAUCCAAAGACUUUGUUUAAAGUUUUAAAUACGUGUUUGUUAAGAAGUAUAAGUAUAGAAGCAGGGUACCUAGUAAUUGCGUACACACAAACACCAUCUUGGUGUAAUUAACCACUUUCUUUAUGCCUAAAGAUUUGUACAGCUAAUCAUUUGUCAUCUGUUUACAAGUGCCAGGUAAUAUAAUCUUUCAAGCAUAAAAAGGCUUUUUCAAACGACUAGCAGUCUUGUCAUUGUCAUAUGCGCAUAGAUAAAGGAAAACUUGUUUGGGGAAUAUCUUCCUUCAGCAAAGUACUUAGUUGAUGAGGAAACCAAAGAUUGCUUUUUUUUCUGUGUGUGUUUGUUUUUUAAAAUAAUAUCUCUUCUACCAAUGCACAGUAUGUCUUAAGAAGGGAAGACUGCUUUUGGGAGUAGAAGAACGUGCAGAAAUUCUUAUACUGUAAAGCUUUAGAGUGGUCCUUGUUUUGUACAAGUGAUUUUUUUUUUUUUUUUUGCGGUACGCGGGCCUCUCAACUGUUGUGUCCUCUCCCGCUGCGGAGCACAGGCUCCGGAUGCGCAGGCUCAGCAGGCAUGGCCCACGGGCCCAGCCGCUCUGCGGCAUGUGGGACCUUCCCAGACCGGGGCACGAACCCGUGUCCCCUGCAUUAGCAGACGGACUCUCAACCACUACGCCAUCAGGGAAGCCCUGUACAAGUGAUUAUUUAAGCCAAAAAGUUUUCUUGAAUUUCUGAUAGCAGAAAGUUUUAUGUAAACAAAAGACUUAGUGCUCUAAUAAAGUGUAAUGGACUAAAGCUCUUCUUUCUGCUUUCAGAAAAAAAAGAAAGGCUGUUGGAUUCUAUCCUCUAAAUUUAGUGAGGACUAGUUACAUACUAGAUGACUUCAACCACUUAAAUGAAAAUAAUCUAUUUCUAAGUCAUUGUGCAUUUCAAGGGUUUUAAACUCACAUAAUUUCUCAGCUCUUUGCCAGGAAGUUUAGCUGAAUUUCAUACUGUUUUUCAAUCCUAAAUUCUUCUCCCAUAGGCAGCAGCACUUUUCUAGCUGUUUUAUGCCAUCAUGCAUUUGUCUUUUUCCUUUUUAAAUUGUCAGCCUCUCUUCAUUUUCACUUUGAACUCCUUAAGUAUCACUAUUUUCUUCCUUCAAUUUCUGAUCCAUCUUCUUACUUUACUAGGUUGUAGUAUAAUUUGUACUGGACUGACUUAGAAUCACGAAACCUGAUUUAGUUCCUAGCUCUGCUGCUUACUAGUUGUGUAAUCAAGGGCAAGUCCCUUUACAUCUCAGCCUGACUUUCUCAUUUAUGAAAUGAGGGCAUUUUACUAGAUGCUUUAAAGCCCUUUCCAGCUGUAACAUUCUGUGAAUCUGUGAUCCCUCCUGGAAUCAAGGAGGAUUAUCUACUCUAAUAAAAAGCUGCUUUCAUGAAAUAUUUUUUAGAGUAGAACAGGAGUGAUGCUGCUUACUCUGACUUGAGCCAGAUUUAUUUCCUCUCUAGCAGGAGUAAUGCUAUAAGAAAUCCUCAUAAGGAGAAGAAAUAUUCAGCUUCUGAAACAGUGUCAGUAAACAUAAAGAAUCUUGAGUAGAUUGAGAACCACCCAUUGUCCUCCAGAACACCAGGUCUGAAUGCUAGUAUUACAAUACACCAGAGUAUCAGAAUCAGUUGAGAGGUGUGCCACAACUAAUUUGUAACUAGUUUGUGACUCACCUUUCUAAUGUAUUCAAGGUCAUCUCUCUAAUUAUAGUACUCUGACAUUCUGAUGGACUUUAUUUAGUGAAAAAAGUGGAGUUAGAACAAGGCUGCAAGUGAGCAUCAGCUGUUACAUGUGAGAGGACAAAAACCAGGCUGCAAACCAGUGCUCUAGAAAACUUAAAAUACAUGAUUGCUGCCUCUGCUUUAGCAGUGGUCUUUCUACUGCCAGUGGUGUCAGGCUGGUCUCCCGAAUAGCCAAGUUCUCUGUCAACUCGAAUGGUUGAGAUGUCCUCCCAGGUAUUGCUAGCUUUCCUAAAUAACUAAAAAACUUGCCUGAAAAACUAGUCAGGAAUUUGUUUAAAUGUGAAUAGCCUAUCCCUGGUCUUAAAAAAUAGUAAAUUUCAUAAAUUCUAAUCUUAGGAGUUGGAAUUCCUGAAAUUUUUCAGUAUUGCAUAUGUAGAGCAUAUAGCAAAUGCUCUACUAUAAACUGGAUUAGUGGCUCAUCUGUGUUUCUUCCCAUCAGUGUAAUGUCUGCCUGCCACCAGUUUAAUCAAAAAUGUUGCAAAAGCAAGGCAAACAAAUGCUGAGAGAAAUAUUGUCCCUAUUACGACUUCAUAUCAGUAGGGAUACAUAAAGUCUCUUAAUUUGUUUGUGCCCCUCUUAGACUGAUUCUGUAAGUAUACCUGGAAGAAGAAAUAACAUUGUGCUUGUACUCCAAGUCUUCCUGCCACAGAGUCUAUGCCUGACCCGUUGGCUGCCUGUCACUCAGUAGCCUCUAAAGUGCUUUCCCUAGAUGUAAGUUAAUCUGUAGGAUAGGAAAUACCAGAAACCCAGCCCAGUGUGCCAUUCCCUCUAAUGUGCCCUCUUAGAAUGCUUUAAAUGUGUAUUUUCUCUGUAAGGUAACUUUCAUGUUUAAAAACAGUUGCCUUCACAUUGCCCAUUGGCAGGUUGUAAAAGAAACAUUAAGAUGUUAAGCAACUUAGACUCUAUUAUCCAUUUUCCUAAGAAAAGGGAGAGAUGAUAAAAGUCUUUAGUUACUUAAAGGGUUGUCAUAUGAAACAAAGAUUAGAUUCACUCUUUUUAUUCCAGCAGACAGGGGUCAUAUCAGUGGGGAAGAAGUUACAGGGAGAUGUAGUACACACUUGCCAAUAAUUCUAUAUAAGCUAACACUCUAACAAUUAGAUUUGUCUGACAAUUGGAAUAAUCAGCCUUUCAUGGAAAAAGUGUAUACAGAAGCUAAAUAAUCAUCUGUUAAUAGCAUUGAAGAAAUUUCUGCAUUGAAAUCAAAUAUGGGCAAGAUGACUUUUAGCUCUCUUUCAAUUUUAUCAUUGGAAAUCUUCAGAAGCAAGACAGGCUUAAAACUUUGUCUUUCAGAAUUCUUUAUAUACAGUAAGUGUGGAACACUUAAAAAGAUUUUUUUUUUAAACUAAAAGAUUAUGUUCUUUGAUUGACAAAAGGAGCCAGUUUUGUGUUAAUGGCUGAAAACAUGAAACUCUGGGCUCAUUCUUCUGAGAAAAUCUAUAAGGUUCCUAACCCAAAUGGUAUGACCAUAAUAAAAAAUUUUAAAGCCUAUAAUGUAUUAUAACCUUCCCUUUUACUCUUUAAUUUUUAUUCCUGUUUCUUUGUAUCAGUGGGACUCCAUUUGGAAUGGGGUUGGAAUUGUGAUGUUCAAGUUUAUACCCAGUAUUUUACCCACGUGUGUUAUGGCAUCUUCUUAUCAUUUUAAUAUCCACAGAAAUGCCAAACGGGUAAUGGAGUAUCCGAGGUAAAUUGGCUGUCAUUUUAUGCUACAGCCUCCAUUUCUUACUUUGCUUCUUGAUGCAGAUUACUGAAGUAAUUGUGAAACAGUUGGACCUUAGAAAGUUGAGCUAAGAUUUUUAGGCAACCUGUAAGUAAUGAUUCAUUUUUCUCUUACGUGGUCUCUUUCCCAGUUCACUGUGGCAGAUGUUUUUCCCUCUUUCUUCUAAUUUAAAACAUUUUUGUUUGGAGUACAAUCUAAGCCAACAUCAGUUAGCCUUAAUUUUCUUCCUUCCUUCCCCGCUUCCUCCUCAUUUGUUGACAAAAAUAACAUGUUCUGAAUUGGGAUAUGUUAUAAGCUUCUCUUAAAACAACACCUGAAAGCCCACAAAUCAUCUGGAGGUUUUGUGGGUAGUAAGGGGUAGGGGUGUGUGUGUGUGCGUGCAUGCGUGGGUGAGGAGUAAUAUUUGGACCUGCUCCUUCAAGGUUGUGUGUUUGAGUGUUUCUUAGCAAUCCUAAUAAUCUCCACCAAUAGGUGGGGUGAAGGUGAAUAAAAAGCUUGAUUUGAGCCUGUUUUCAAAUGUAAGGAGUAGACUGAUCUUUUGUCAACUCUGUCUUUAAAGAGAAAUUGAUCAUCGGGGGGUCAAGUGCUCUUGGAAUAUCUUUUGGCUACUUAAAGUGGCCACUUGAUCCAUUGAGAGACUACUUCUACCCUCUACUUUCCCCCUGUUCUCCCUUUUACCCCUAUCAGAGGAUGUCAGUCUGAGCAGCCCUGGUACUAGAUGUACCUAAAGAGAGUUAUAAGCCAAGUUGUUGUGUUCAGUGUGGCCAUUUCCUAGUGUCUAUUUAUAUUUUCUCACACAUGAGAAUGUAUAUUUUAUAAAGCAUGUGUUUGUCUACUUGUUUGUCUACUGUAAUAUGUCUUCAAUAAAGCUAAAAUACA
Molecule: messenger RNA, 8536 nt
Organism: Globicephala melas (long-finned pilot whale)
Lineage: Eukaryota; Metazoa; Chordata; Mammalia; Artiodactyla; Delphinidae
Gene: LRIG2
Product: leucine rich repeats and immunoglobulin like domains 2
Molecular function (GO): protein binding
Source: RefSeq, a predicted model, not a curated record